AUGGAAUCGGGUGCAUCUCAAAGCGAGCAUGUACAGACGCCGACCGGCAAGCUAGAUUUGGUGUCCAGGAUAAAAGCACGAGUGGCUGCCACAGACCCUAAGAUUGCAAAGGAACUAGGAGGCGUCUUCCUCUUCAACAUUAUGAAAGGCACUUCUGUAUACAGUUGGACUAUGGACUUAGACAACGUACGAGUGUACGAAGGUGAACCGGAACAAGAUCCUGAUACCACAUUCACGUUGACAGAACAUUACUUCAAACAACUGGUGUUGGGUAAAGAAGACCCCCGUGUCAUCAUGCAGGCGGGCCGCUGUUCUGUCACUGGCGAUAUCAUGAGAGCGAUGAAACUUGAACCCUACAUUAAGUUAGAAUAG
Messenger RNA from Diatraea saccharalis (sugarcane borer), 372 nucleotides. NCBI's taxonomy places the organism in Eukaryota, Metazoa, Arthropoda, Insecta, Lepidoptera, Crambidae. The record is from the annotation of a GenBank genome assembly.